Messenger RNA from Perca fluviatilis (European perch), 1819 nucleotides. It is a transcript of the gene pcmtd1, whose product is annotated as protein-L-isoaspartate (D-aspartate) O-methyltransferase domain containing 1. The transcript is spliced from 6 exons. The coding region runs from base 393 to 1478 and encodes 361 amino acids. Lineage: Eukaryota; Metazoa; Chordata; Actinopteri; Perciformes; Percidae. Gene Ontology annotation, molecular function: protein-L-isoaspartate (D-aspartate) O-methyltransferase activity. The record is from RefSeq and is a predicted model, not a curated record. Gene Ontology annotation, biological process: protein modification process. Gene Ontology annotation, cellular component: cytoplasm.
ACCACGUGAUGUGUGUUUACAUCCUCUCAGCUGCUUCGGUCUUCUUCUUCUUCACUUCGACACAACGGCUCGCCGUUAUUAGUUUAGCUACCUUUACAUCCGAACCAGCUUAGCACAGUUUACUAGCAGUUUGCCUUUAAAAAGGAGGCUGCUAACGUCUGAAAGUCACUGACCGUCGCAUUGCACAGAGCAUCCAGUUACAAGGAGUAAGUAAAUGCGACACGGCAUUGUUGUCACUUGCUGCCUGGACAUGACCGAAGUCUAAACUCUGACCCUCGAGGAGUCACAGCGGCAGCAUCCUUUAGGUCAGCCGUUCAUCUCCAUGCCACUCUGAGGAGGAAUCACUCAUCCUGAGUACGUGUUUGGCCCUUGUUUCCUCUUCUCUUUUCACCAUGGGGGGAGCCGUGAGCGCUGGGGAGGACAAUGACGACCUCAUUGAUAAUCUGAAGGAGGCCCAGUAUAUUCGCACAGAAAAAGUGGAACAGGCUUUCCGAGCCAUAGACCGUGGUGACUACUAUCUGGACGGCUACAGGGACAGUGCCUACAAAGACUUGGCGUGGAAGCAUGGAAACAUCCACCUGUCUGCUCCGUGUAUAUACUCUGAGGUGAUGGAGGCCCUCAAACUGCAGCCUGGACUUUCUUUCCUCAAUCUGGGCAGUGGAACUGGUUACCUGAGCACAAUGGUUGCCCUUAUCAUAGGGCCAUUUGGUGUGAACCAUGGAGUUGAGCUCCAUAAGGACGUAGUUGAAUAUGCCAGAGAGAAACUGGAUGAUUUCAUAAAGAAUAGUGACAGCUUUGAUAAGUUUGAGUUCUGUGAACCCGUCUUUGUGGUGGGGAAUUGCCUUGAAAUCUCAGCAGACAGUCACCAAUACGAUCGCAUCUAUUGUGGCGCAGGAGUGCAGAAAGACCAUGAAAAUUACAUGAAAGUACUGCUCAAAAUUGGAGGCAUUCUGGUGAUGCCUAUAGAGGAUCAGCUGACCCAGAUAACCAGGACUGGUCAGUGCACAUGGGAGAGUAAAAACAUCUUGGCGGUGUCCUUUGCCCCCUUGGUCCAGCAGAGCAGAGCUGAUGGAGAGAAGCCUGACGCUGUCCAGCUGCCCCCAGUGACUGUCCGCAGCCUUCAGGAUCUGUCUCGGAUCUACAUACGCCGCACUCUCAGAAACCUGGCCAAUGAGGAUAGUCAAGGGAAGGGGAUGGUGCAAAGAGUUCCCCAGAAGCGCAAACGCAGGCGCUGCCGACGGCGACGCAUCAACACCUACGUUUUUGUAGGCAACCAGCUGAUCCCUCAAAUGGUGGAGAGCGAGGAGGAGGAGCACGCUGAGGAAGAACACAAGGAAGUGGAGGAGGAGGAAGAGGAGGAAAGAGACCUUGGCGACAUUGAAAUCCUCAAGCAAGUGAGCGUGUUGAGAGACCAAAUAAUGGCUUUACCGCUGCCUGAGUCACUUAAAGCAUUUUUGCUGUAUUACAGAGAGAAAUGACUGAUGAACUCGAUGUCCACUCUUAAUGGGUGCAGGGCCUGCUGAAAUGCUUUUUCCUCUUUUCUGUACAAAUGUAGCAUUAUUUCCAUUAAAUCUUGAUGGCAAAACUGUAAUGGAAAGAUACGUCAGAUAAUAUUGGAUAAUAAUGUUAUGAUUGUCACGAGUUGUUAGUUUUUGUCGACAAUUUUCUUUUGAGUUGUAUGUAAAAAAAUAAAUAAAAAAAUUAAAUAAAAUGUAAAAAGUAUACCUAAAGGACAUAGUUUCAGAAGCCCAUUUUGAGAUUCAGAUUUCACAAUUUCAGGACUUCUGCAGAAAUGUGCAGAUAAAAAAAAAAAAAAAAA